Messenger RNA from Cuscuta campestris, 1995 nucleotides. The record is from the annotation of a GenBank genome assembly. NCBI's taxonomy places the organism in Eukaryota, Viridiplantae, Streptophyta, Magnoliopsida, Solanales, Convolvulaceae.
CUUCAAAAAAAAAAAAAAAAACUUUAUUCUUGAAUCAAUUCCAUGGUAGGUACUUCACUACUUCGUCUACUUGCUGCCGUACACUGGGGGAGCCGAGGUGGGAACUGUAUAGAGAGUAGCAGACUGGCAAGCGGAGGAGUCCCUCCACCACGGCGGUCACCGGUAACCAUAAACUGACUCGUGGCAGCGUGCGGUGAUGACGCGUAGUUCGUUCUCAUUUUCUCGCACAAUACGCCCGUCUUCUGGGUUUCAGUGAUUCACCCAAUUUCGUAUCUCAAUCGCCCCUUUCGAUCUGCAGUUGUUAGUUAAUAAUUCUCUUGGAUCGUUGAGACGUUUAUCAUCUCUGCAAAUAAACACGAACACAAUAUGAAUGAAGACAAUAGAGAGGCAUACUCGAGUUUGAACGAAGAAGUUUUUCCAAUGCUAGAGAACUCUGUGAAGGUUUCUAUAGUUCCCCUUGUUUUCCUCAUAUUCUACGAGGUCUCGGGAGGUCCUUUUGGCAUUGAAGACAGCGUUCAGGCAGCCGGUCCACUUCUGGCACUCCUUGGCUUUUUGAUCUUUCCACUCAUAUGGAGCAUCCCAGAAGCCUUAAUAACAGCUGAGAUGGGAACCAUGUUCCCCGAGAACGGAGGAUAUGUUGUCUGGGUAACCUCAGCUUUGGGUCCUUAUUGGGGGUUCCAACAAGGUUGGAUGAAAUGGCUAAGUGGUGUCAUCGACAAUGCUCUUUAUCCUGUCCUGUUUUUGGAUUAUCUCAAGUCGGCCCUACCAGCUUUGGCGGAUGGUUUCCCUCGCGCAAUCGCGGCCUUUGCUUUGACUAUAGUUCUCACAUACUUGAGUUACAGGGGUUUAGCUGUGGUGGGGUGGGUGGCAGUGCUGUUAGGAGUGUUAUCCCUCCUUCCUUUCUUGUUUAUGGGACUAGUGUCACUUCCCAGAAUCGACCCUUCUAGAUGGCUUGAGUUUGAGGGCAUGGGCAGUGUGAAUUGGGGUUUAUAUUUGAAUACCCUUUUCUGGAAUCUGAACUAUUGGGACUCAAUCAGCACUCUUUCUGGCGAGGUGGAGAACCCCGCCACGACACUCCCAAAGGCUCUCUUCUAUGCUCUUCUCCUGGUCGUGUCGGGCUACUUUUUCCCCCUUCUCAUAGGCACUGGAGCCUUGCCAGUUGAUCGCGGCGUUUGGAGUGAUGGGUAUUUUUCGGACAUAGCCAAUAUAGUCGGAGGCGUUUGGCUGAGGCUGUGGGUCCAAGGGGCAUCAGCAGUGUCAAACAUGGGCAUGUUCUUGGCCGAGAUGAGCAGCGACUCUUUCCAGCUUCUAGGGAUGGCAGAGCUAGGGAUGCUUCCGGAAGUUUUUGCCAAGAGGUCCCGCCACGGGACACCUGUCGUGGGGAUUCUAUUCUCUGCUUCAGGAGUUCUUCUGUUGUCGUGGCUAAGCUUCCAAGAAAUAGUCGCGGCAGAGAACUUCCUGUACUGUUGUGGGAUGAUAAUGGAGUUUGUGGCCUUUGUGAAGCUACGGAUGAAGUACCCGGCAGCUUCUAGGCCUUACAAGAUACCAUUGGGGACAAAAGGGUCAAUCUUGAUGUGUAUACCUCCAACACUGUGUAUCCUUGUGGUGCUAGGACUAGCGUCCUACAAAGUCUUGGCCAUCAGCCUCUUGGCUUUGCUCAUGGGAAUGGUUUUGCAGCCAUGUCUGGUGUACAGUGAGAGGAAAAGAUGGAUCAGAUUUUCCGUUCAACGAACAAAAUGAGUGAGGCUCUCUACCCGGUAGGCGUAAUCGCGCUUGUGAAAAAGCUCUUGUCUUUUUACUUGUUUUUUCUUUCAAAGGGUUUCAGGAACCUUGAAAAACAUGCCUUGAGAGGUUGCCUCUUGUGUCUUGUGUAUGAUGCAGUUUUCAUUUUUCAAUGUGAAAUGAUGUUUCUCCCUUUUAGGAUUUGCAUUGUGAAAUCUUACUCAAACUGUUCACUUUUUUUUUGAAGGGUUAUCAAUGUAACUUUACUUAAUU